Messenger RNA from Linderina pennispora, 1835 nucleotides. Its product is annotated as zincin. Gene Ontology annotation, molecular function: metalloendopeptidase activity. NCBI's taxonomy places the organism in Eukaryota, Fungi, Kickxellomycota, Kickxellomycetes, Kickxellales, Kickxellaceae. The transcript has 11 exons. The annotation marks the transcript as partial. The record is from RefSeq and is a predicted model, not a curated record. Gene Ontology annotation, biological process: proteolysis.
UACACAUUGUAAAUAGAACUUCGAAGCAGGGGUUCAGCACAGGGGGUCCUGGGCAACACAAGUAGACAAAUACGACAAUAUGAAGGCAGGCAGGAUAUUUCGGCGGCUGCCGUGGCAGCACUGCAGAUGGCGGCGGUGGUGGUGCAAGGACGAUCGACACGCAACAGCGAAGCGCAGCUGUCUCGGUAUGAGUUUCUGGCAGACCCGGUAGUGCACCGGUUCACAGCGCCUCAGCAUGUGUCGAAGCGGUCGUUCCACGAGCGGCAGUCAUUGCAGGACAUGAUCGACGACGGGACAUUCCACCCAAACCACGACCUAUUGCACCCGGAGGCUGUGCAGCACCGGACGCAGCAGGACGGCACAAUCGUGCGCUCGGCGGUGGCCACGCCACGACAUCGGGCCGUGUUCCGGGAUGCAUCGGCGGGCGGACGGGCGGUUUUGGAUGGAGUGUUUUCGGUCAACGGCGAAACGUUCUACGUGAAGCCGGCCAGCGCCUACACAGCCACCAAGCGCGACUCGGACCCGAUGCUGGCCAAUGCGUAUGCCCGGGAUCGGCGCAUGCGCAACCUCCGAGGCUCUGGACGCCGGAUGUCUGCCGGUGCGCAAGAUCCUGUACAUGGGGGCGGCGGCCGACUGCACGUACGACAAGGCCGGCUGCAGAUUCUCAGCGACUGGAACCAGGCCAGCGCCGUAUAUGAACGCCAGCUGAAUGUGGCGCUGGGCCUGAUUGAACUGCAGAUCGAGGAGCUGACGUGUCCGGACCAGAUCGACAACAAAAAGGCAUGGAACCGCGCCUGCAGCGACCCGUAUACAAUUGACAAGCGUCUGAGCGACUUCAGUGCCUGGCGCGGCGCCAAGGGCAAGGACAGCGCGGGGCUGUGGCACCUGAUGACCAACUGCCCGACUGGUACUGAGGUUGGCCUGGCGUGGGUCGGCACCAUGUGGGGUGUGUCGUCGGGCACCGGCGUGUCGGCGGUCUCGCGUGACGAGUGGAAGGUCGUGGCGCACGAAGUCGGCCAUAACUUUGGGGCAUCGCACGACUGCACCAACCAAGAGUGCCCGUGCUCGGGCAACGCCUGCAACUCGUGCUGUCCGUGCGCCGACGGGUGCGACUGCAAGGGCCGGUAUCUGAUGAACCCGACCAGCCCCGUGACCUCGGACGAUUUCAGCCCAUGCUCGGUCCGCAACAUCUGCAAGACCAUCAAGUCCACAGGCGUGCAGUGUCUGCAGGACCCAGGCGGCCGCAGCAUUCUAGCCACGGCCAUGUGCGGCAACGGCAUCAAAGAGUCGGGCGAGGAGUGCGACUGCGCUCAAGCCGGCGCCCAGUGCGCCGACGCCAACGAUCUGUGCUGCAACCAGUGCAAGAUCCGUCCCAAGGACUCGGUGUGCCGCGCCAAGUACUCCGAGUGCGACAUUGCCGAGGUGUGCGAUGGCCAGUCCCCGACGUGUCCAGAGACCGUCACUAACGGCUCGCUGAAAUGCGCGUCCGGCCAAUGCACGUCGCGCGAUGCCCAGUGUGCAGCGCGCGGCGGCUCCGACGGUCUGACGCAGCGCUGCACUAUCAGCGUCGGCGGCGACCCGUGCGACCUGCAGUGCUCGCGGCCUGGCAGCCUAGGCAUGUUGGGCUUCCACGCGCAGUGCCGGUCAGGCAAGUGCAAGGGCGAGAACUGGUUCUACCAGUUCCUGCUGCUGUUCCAGCGCAACCUGGCCAUUUCCAUUCCCGUGGCCAUUGCCGUUGGUCUGAUCCUCCUGUGCAUUAUCUUCAGCCUCUGCUGCCGCUGCCUCUCGUGCUGUACCGGAUGCCGCCGCCCGAAGAAGGCUCCCCCGCCCAACCA